Capronia epimyces CBS 606.96 is the source of this 1638-nucleotide messenger RNA. RefSeq lists its product as uncharacterized. Gene Ontology annotation, cellular component: membrane. NCBI's taxonomy places the organism in Eukaryota, Fungi, Ascomycota, Eurotiomycetes, Chaetothyriales, Herpotrichiellaceae. The record is from RefSeq and is a predicted model, not a curated record. Gene Ontology annotation, biological process: carbohydrate transport; transmembrane transport. Gene Ontology annotation, molecular function: carbohydrate:proton symporter activity. The transcript has 3 exons. Bases 1 to 1638 code for a protein of 545 amino acids.
AUGGGACUCCUCCAUCUCGUUGAAGAUCGUCCCACGCCGAAAUGUGUUUAUAAUUGGCGAGUUUACUUUUCGGCCGCAGUUGCUGGCUCUGCCGCCAUGAUGAUCGGCUACGACAGUGCAUUUAUCGGCGGCACUUUGGCAUUGAAGUCAUUUCGGGACGAAUUCAAGUUCGACGACCUGUCCAAGUCCCAGGUCAACCUUCUGAGCGCCAACAUCGUCUCCUGCUACCAAGCAGGUGCCUUCUUCGGAGCCUUCUUCGCCUACCCCGCCGGUCAUUACCUGGGUCGGCGAUGGGGUCUGGUCAUUUUCAGUGCCCUCUUCACUCUCGGUGCUGGCUUGAUGUUGGGAGCCACUGGGGCUCGUGGUCUCGGCUUCAUCUAUGCCGGCCGGGUCCUGGCCGGUAUUGGGGUUGGAGCUGCUUCCAACUUGUCUCCUAUUUACUGCUCCGAGAUUGCGCCUCCAGCCAUCAGAGGCCGUCUCGUUGGGCUUUACGAAAUGUCAUGGCAAAUCGGUGGCCUCGUCGGAUUCUGGAUCAACUACGGUGUUUCCGAGACAAUGACUCCUUCUCACAGGCAAUGGCUCAUCCCGUUUUCCAUUCAACUGAUCCCAGCUGGUCUUCUUUUCGCCGGAGCUCUAAUAAUCAAGGAAUCCCCCCGAUGGCUCUUCUCCCGAGGUCGUCGUGAACAAGGGAUAGCGAAUCUCUGCUGGCUCCGCCAACUUCCCGUCGAUCACAUCUACAUGCAAGAGGAAGUCUAUGCUAUUGACCGCGCCAUUGAACAUCAACAAUCCACCAUCGGCCUCGGGUUUUGGCAACCUUUCCGAGCGGUGUAUCGGGAUCGCAAGGUCACCUACCGCUUCCUCCUCGGCGGCUCUCUCUUUCUGUGGCAGAAUGCAACGGGGAUCAACGCCAUCAACUACUACAGCCCGACAGUGUUCAAGAGUAUCGGCGUCACCGGCACAAACACGUCCCUGUUGACGACGGGCAUCUUCGGCGUGAUCAAGACCGUCGUCACCCUGUUCUGGCUUUUCAUCCUGAUUGACAAGCUGGGUCGGCGCGCCUUGCUCAUGUACGGCGCGGUGGCGGGAUCGUUGUGCAUGUGGUAUAUUGGCGGGUACAUUGCCGUGGCUCGGCCGGCCGACCAUCCUAGUGACACGUUGUCGUCGGGAGGCAUCAGCGCGAUGGCAUUCUUUUAUCUCUGGACUGCGGCAUAUACGCCGUCAUGGAACGGAACUCCCUGGGUGCUCAACUCGGAAAUGUUUGACCAGAACGUGCGGACACUAGCUCAAGCGUUUGCCGCGGCCAACAACUGGUUCUGGAACUUCAUCAUCGCCCGUUUCACACCCCAAAUGUUCGCCGCCAUGUCAUACGGAGUUUACUUCUUCUUCGCCUCGCUCAUGCUCUGCGCCGCCGUCUACGUCUUCUUCCUGGUGCCUGAGACCAAAGGGAUCCCCUUGGAAGCGAUGGAUCGGCUCUUCAGCCGGGACGUAGCGGCCAGACGCGCACACAAGGUCGUGCUGGCCGAUCUUCGAUUCGAGGACCGAGAGUUUCGCCGCCAGUCGGUGGAUGAGAAGGGCGCCGUUGUGGAGACGGGGGUGGUGACCAGUGUGGGGUCUGCUAUGCAUCUCGAGAGGGUUUGA